This is a messenger RNA of Sparassis crispa, 477 nucleotides long. RefSeq names its product N-terminal acetyltransferase A complex catalytic subunit ard1. NCBI's taxonomy places the organism in Eukaryota, Fungi, Basidiomycota, Agaricomycetes, Polyporales, Sparassidaceae. The record is from RefSeq and is a predicted model, not a curated record. Gene Ontology annotation, molecular function: protein-N-terminal-glutamate acetyltransferase activity; protein N-terminal-serine acetyltransferase activity. Gene Ontology annotation, biological process: N-terminal peptidyl-glutamic acid acetylation. The transcript has 6 exons. The coding region runs from base 1 to 477 and encodes 158 amino acids. Gene Ontology annotation, cellular component: NatA complex.
AUGAAUGUUCGACCGGCACGGAUAGACGACCUUAUGGGCAUGCAGGCGUGCAACCUGCAGAACCUGCCGGAGAACUACACGCUGAGGUACUAUUUGUAUCAUGCAUUGACAUGGCCACAACUUUCCUACGUGGCUGAGGAUAAUAAAGGCCGGAUAGUGGGAUAUAUUCUGGCAAAAAUGGAAGAGGAAGUAGGUCCUGACGAUGACCCUCACGGCCACGUCACAUCAAUAUCUGUCCUAAGGUCGUAUCGUCGGCUCGGUUUGGCGAAAAGACUGAUGGUACAAUCUCAAGAAGCAAUGGCGACAGUGUACAAAGCAGCUUACGUAUCACUGCACGUCCGCAAGUCAAACCGAGCGGCGUUGAGUCUGUACCGAGAUACUCUCGGGUUUACCGUGAAGGGGGUAGAGAAGAAGUAUUACGCCGACGGCGAAGAUGCCUACGCAAUGCAGUUAUCUCUCAAGCAUCUCGCGCGAUGA